ACGCGCCCUUCCCCACCAGUCAUGGCAAAGACAUGUGGUCACGAGAUCCUCCGGGGCUGUAUUAAGUGUGCCAUUUGGGUGGAUGAGAGGAUGAUUGAACUCGUGUUUGCCUGGAUGUAGAGGAGGAAAAAACGGCACUUGCUGCAAAUCCAAAAACGCUUCUUCAGCGGACGCACAGUGUAAGAGCAACCAGGUCAGGAUGUCUGAGGAAGCUGUGGAGGAAGUUCUAGAGGAAGUUAUAGAGGAAGAAGAAGUUGAAGAAGUCGUAGUGGAGGAGGUGGUGGAGGAAGAAGAAGCUCCACCUGGAGUAGAAGAGCCUCCGGUCUCCACUGCUGAAGAGCCUGCAGAAGAAGAGGCUCCAGCUGCAGAUGAAGAGGCUCCAGCUGCAGAUGAAGAGGCACCAGCUGCAGAUGAAGAUGAAUCCCGGCCCAAACCAAAGGCUUUUGCUCCAACGAUAGCCGUGCCAAAGAUACCAGAGGGAGAAAAGGUUGACUUCGACGACAUCCACAGGAAGCGUCAGGAGAAGGACCUGACUGAGCUGCAAUCCCUGAUCGAGGCCCACUUCAUUCAGAGGAAGAAGGACGAGGAGGAGCUCAUCGCUCUUGUUAACAGGAUUGAGAAGCGUCGUGCUGAGAGGGCUGAACAGCAGAGGAUCCGCACUGAGCAGGAGAAGGAGAGGCAGGCUCGUCUUGUUGAAGAAAAAGAGAGGAAAGAACAGGAGGAAGCUCGUAAGAAGCAUGAUGAGGACACCAAGAAGAAAAAGGCCCUGACUAAUAUGACCCAACAAUACGGCGGUCAGCAAAGGCAAGACGGAAAGAAGGGAGCGAAGAAGCAGACGGAGAGAGAAAAGAAGAGAAAGAUCCUGGCAGAGAGGAAGAAGCCGCUCACCAUUGACCAUCUCAAUGAGGAAAAGCUGAAGGAGAAGGCCAGUGAACUGUGGCAGUGGCUGAUGAUGCUGGAGGCUGAAAAGUUUGACUACACUGAGACGCUAAAGAGACAGAAGUAUGAUAUCAAUCUGCUCCAGAAUCGAGUUCAGGCCUCCCAGAGCGCCAAAGGAAGAGGCAAGGCCAAAGGCAGGGUGAGAUAGAUGGGCUCAACCCCCCCAGAUCUCAGAAGAGACGCCUGAACACGAGCAAGCAGCGUCCUUCAAGAGACCGAACUAAAGAGACUUUUAUGCCGUGUGUGGUUGUGAUGCAUUUUCAUUCAAAUCAAGCAAAUGGCAAUAAAAUACCUCUUUAUUCUUUUAGGAGCCAUACACACAUUGCACAUCUAGUAGCCAAUGUAAACCUGAAUAACAAUAAAUAAAGCUGAUGGCAACAGUGACCUGCUGUACAACAUGA
Molecule: messenger RNA, 1340 nt
Organism: Fundulus heteroclitus (mummichog)
Lineage: Eukaryota; Metazoa; Chordata; Actinopteri; Cyprinodontiformes; Fundulidae
Gene: tnnt2e
Product: troponin T2e, cardiac
Exons: 18
Coding region: 200-1087 (295 amino acids)
Biological process (GO): regulation of muscle contraction; cardiac muscle contraction; sarcomere organization
Cellular component (GO): troponin complex
Molecular function (GO): troponin I binding; troponin C binding; tropomyosin binding
Source: RefSeq, a predicted model, not a curated record